AUGAGCGCUCUGAUAGCCUACAUAAUGGUUUGCAACGCCACAAGAAAUGAGGCCGCCUACAAAACCAUUUGUGGCAGUGUUAUGGAGGUUGCACGCUUCCCGAACCCUAAACAGCGUACAAUGUCGCGCGAACUGACGACAUGCAAAAGUGGUCUUUUCGGGCUUGACAAGAAGUCGCAUCGGUGGUUGCAGUACUACAGAAAACUUCGUGCUAGGUAUGCCACUACUAACAUUAUCAGAAUCUCCAUAGCGCCGAUUGUCUUUAGCCUUGUGAGCCAACGUGAUGACAUCAGCCGCGAAGAGGACAUGUUGUGGAGCGACAUGUCCGUGUCGCACUCGUCUGUUUCUCCUCUUCUGAGACGCUUCUUCAUAAUUCUCAACUGUGAAGAAAUGGCUAUCACAUGCAAUGCGGUCUGUGAGGAUUUGUCAAUGAAUGAAUCAUUCGAUUUCAAGGGCGAGACAUGCAGCAAGCACUUGCACAAUUCGACAACUACAUGGCUCAAAGGAAAGGAGAUACAUGGACCCAGCUGA
Molecule: messenger RNA, 531 nt
Organism: Cooperia oncophora
Lineage: Eukaryota; Metazoa; Nematoda; Chromadorea; Rhabditida; Trichostrongylidae
Source: the annotation of a GenBank genome assembly